AUGGCCCCCAGAGUAGAGUCCUCGAGGGACUCGAAGACUCCCAUUCAAACUUCUUCCCGCCAACGGACGAGGCACGUUUCCAGUGGGGGUUGCCGCAAAGGACGUCAACGUCUGGCGGCUCAGCUCUGCAAACCCCAACGGGCACGGGAAGAGAUGCUCAACCAUCUCCACUUGCUGCGCGGGCAGAGCCGUCAACCGUCAGCCGCACUGGGCUCCCUUGUUCUCUCCCCGGUCUCUUUCUUUGUCUUUCCCCAGCUCCUUCCCUGCGCUCCCCUUGCGGAAUCUCGAGCGAGAUACGAAGUAUCGCAGGCCUAUCCCGGCUGCAGUAUCCACAGCAGAGCGGCAAUGGCGUUGAUGAGCCUCAACGAUGGCGGAAUGCCCCCUCCCCUAUCGCGGGUCGUGUCAGGACACACCUCCCCCGUUGGCGGUGUCGAGAUGAUCCACAGCCAAGAGAUGAUCUCCAGGGUCCAGCGUCUUGGCCCAUUUUCGCCUCUUUCCCCCUUUGUUUAUGCCCACAGCACGCUAGCUUCCUCAUCAUUCGAGCCCGCCUUGCUGAAUUCCGUUUCGUCAGCUGCCCAGCUCCCCUCAAUCUGGCGCGCCGGAGGCUGCCCCGAGUUGUGCUCCGCGGAUCUUGCGGGCCCGCCGGCUGUGACGUUGCAGGCUCCUCCCAGCAGUCAGACUUGCUCCGACGCGGAGGACCUCACGGACUCCGAGGACGUCCCGCUGUUUUGGCUUGGCUUCGCUCUUUUCUGUCUUCCGACUCUACUCUCGAUAGUGAGGGAAGAGACCCAAACGGCGGCCUAA
Chaetomium globosum CBS 148.51 is the source of this 804-nucleotide messenger RNA. RefSeq lists its product as uncharacterized. The record is from RefSeq and is a predicted model, not a curated record. Bases 1 to 804 code for a protein of 267 amino acids. The transcript has 2 exons. Lineage: Eukaryota; Fungi; Ascomycota; Sordariomycetes; Sordariales; Chaetomiaceae.